Molecule: messenger RNA, 1293 nt
Organism: Adineta ricciae
Lineage: Eukaryota; Metazoa; Rotifera; Eurotatoria; Adinetida; Adinetidae
Source: the annotation of a GenBank genome assembly
AUGACGACGCAUUUAAAUACGUGUCUUACUCUAUUACGUUGGCUUUCAUUAUCAAUACGCACAGGAAUGUACAGCUACAUUUGGAUUUGCUUUUUUCUUAUUAUCACAUGUAUUUCUGGUAAUAACGAUGAAUUCAAUAUAGAUGGAACAACAGCUGAUGGUUGGGAAUUUGUUCGAGAUUUAUUUCGAGAAAACUUUGUCGAAGAACGAGAUUUAGGUGCAUCGUUAGCGAUCUAUUAUCAAGGAAAUUUAGUUGUUGACCUCCAAGGCGGAUGGUUUGAUAAAUUGAAAUCAAAAUCUUACGAUAAUAAUUCGUUACAAUUAGUAUUCUCAACGACAAAAGGUUUAGUGGCAAUAGCUGUUGCAUUAUGUGUUCAACAAGGUCUUCUCGAUUAUUCUAAAUUAGUUACAAACUAUUGGCCUGAAUAUGGACAAAAUGGAAAAGAAAAUACGACAGUCGCCGAUAUUCUUUCACAUCGUGCUGGUUUACCAUUUGAUUUUUCACCAUUUGAUGACUAUUUGAAUUGGACGUUGAUGACAAAUAGAUUAGAACAAGGUCAACCUGUAUGGAAACCAGGAACAACUCAUGGUUAUCAUGCAUUAACAUAUGGUUGGUUAGCAGGUGAACUUGUUCGACGAGUUGAUCCAAAAAAUCGAACUUUAGGUGAAUUUAUUCGAGAUGAAAUUGCAAAACCUUUACAAAUUGAAUUUUAUGUUGGUUUACCAUCCGAACAAGAAUAUCGUGUUUCACCGUUAGAUCUCCAACCAUAUCAAUCUUCACUUGAUGAUUUCAAUAAAAAUACUACACAUAGAGCAGAAAUUCCAGGUGGAAACGGAAUAACAAAUGCUCGAUCUUUAGCGAGACUUUAUGCGAGUUUAAUUGGUAAUGUCGAAAAUAAUCGUUAUCAACAAAUCUUAACCGAAGAUAUUUUAAAACGAGCAAUCAAAUCGAAUACACCUCCACAUGAAAUUGAUUUCGUUUUGAAUAUUACAACAACAUUUGCUAUGGGAUUUUCUGUAAUGAAUGACCUAUUUCCAUCAUUGGGAUCGGAAAUUUUUGGUCAUCAAGGAAUUGGAGGAAGUAUUGGAUUUGCUGCGCCUGAGAAAAAUCUUUCAUUUGCAUAUGUUGUCAAUCGAUUGGAAACUCAAGUGAUUGAUAUUGAUCAUCGAUAUAAAACAAUGAUAAAAGAUAUUGCACAAAUGAUCGAUCGAAAUCAUGCGACAAAUCUAAUCAACAAUUUCUCUUUUCAUCUUCUGACUUUUUUCGUGUUUUUUCAUCGUUUACGUCAGUAA